Molecule: messenger RNA, 1629 nt
Organism: Penicillium subrubescens
Lineage: Eukaryota; Fungi; Ascomycota; Eurotiomycetes; Eurotiales; Aspergillaceae
Product: putative spindle poison sensitivity protein Scp3
Exons: 3
Coding region: 1-1629 (542 amino acids)
Biological process (GO): protein polyubiquitination
Molecular function (GO): metal ion binding; ubiquitin protein ligase activity
Source: RefSeq, a predicted model, not a curated record
AUGCUGUCGGCCUCUCGCCCUCCUUCAUCUCGUCCCAAUCGUCCUGAAAUGAGAGGUCGUGCGCCUCUCCCGGUGCCCUCGGGCCUUCAACAAAACGGCCAUUCCCGCAACCCCUCCAGCCUCGACAUGGCUCGCAGCCCGCCCAACCCGAGCAAUAAGAACACUAAACAUGUUCCCUGCAAAUUCUUCCGCCAGGGUGCUUGUCAGGCUGGCCCCGCUUGUCCGUUCCUGCACUCGACCGAUGCCGCAAUCGACUAUGCGCCCUGCAAAUACUUUACCAAGGGUAACUGCAAGUUCGGUGCAAAAUGCGCUCUCGCGCAUAUCCUUCCCGAUGGCCGCCGUGUGAAUCGAGCCGGUGGUGGAGGUGGUGGCGCUGGUGGUAUGGGCAUGGGUGGUGGCAGUCACUUGAAUCUGGGUGGCCGAGUCAAUCCGCAGGCAUAUGUUAACCAGGACUCUGCCUUGACGAACUCGGUUCUCUCGCAGCAGCGGUUGAAUGGUCACGAGCCCAGGUAUAACCAGCAGCUUGCCCCGCAAGACGAGUCGGGCUUCGUGCAGGGUCAACAGCAGGGACCGUAUGAUGCCAUCCCCACAAUCGAUACCGGCCUCGCCUCCGAUGCCGGCUCCAAGUACGGCUCCCCCGUGGAUGAUGUGCGCUUCCCCAUGUCGCCUAGUGCCCGCCAUCUGACAGCCCUGGAUGCCCCGCUCCCCGCCUCGUUCGAUAGCCAGGGAAUCUCCCAUGCGGCUCGCUAUGGUCCCGUGGCUGCUUCGGUGCCUUCUAAAUUCGGCCUGGGGGAGCUGUCCUCCCCUCCGGCUCAGCGAAUGGGCCCCUCCGAUCCUUUCCGGAAUAUUCGCGAUGUGGGAUACGACAUGCGAAAGCCAUCUUCGAACAUUGGAUCCUCUCCCCCAGCACCUGAAGAUUCCACCGGUCACCGGUUCUUGCACUCUUCCCGCCCUGUGAAGACUCGUAUGCUAUCUGCGAGUGUUCCUCGCCCCGCUUUGCUUGAUGAUUGGGAUGAGAACUUCCCCAUGGAGGAGGACUAUCUGCCUAUGAACCUGCACGAUGAUGUUCUCACACCACAGGAGAAAUUGCGCCGCAUGUCCCGAACAGACAACGACCUCAGCUCCAGUCACCGCGACGUCAGCGGCUUCGGCAUGACAAGCGCCAGCUUCUCAAAGAACGGCUCCCCGCUGGCCUCCAGUCCAUCUCGAUUUGGCGCUCUAUUCGCCAAGCAACGACAGAAGAAGGAAGAGGAUUCCAUCGGCUCGUCAUUCCCCCACAUUGGUUCUCCACUCCGCGAAUCGUCAUUGAACCCUAUCGGUAGCCCAAGCCUGGGCCCAAUUGGCAGUCGUACCUCGAUCGAUGGCUCGCCAUUUGUCUCUAGCCCCGGUCGCCAGUCCUCCAUGUCUAUGAUUUCUGAACAGUUGAGCGGCCUGUCUCUCCACCCCGGCUCGGCCCGUUACACUUCCGCCGGCCCCGGCCGUCUCGAUCGCACUAUUUCUUCAACAACCAGCAAGAUCGAGGAGGAAGAGCAGAGUGACUUGGUCUUCUCCAUGGAGGAGGAAGAGGGAAACAAGCGCAACAGCUCUUCCUGGAACUCCGAGAGCAAGGAGAGCUCGAACGACUCCUAA